UAUUUUUUUUAGCUUUAGCUCUUUGCGAUUGGUCUUCAUUGCAAAAAACGAGACGAAGUAUCGCAAGAACGUAUUGUUCGCCGAGAUUUACGUCACAACAGUACGAUCACGUGAAUAAGGUGGCAUCUAAAGAGGUAGCUGAAAUGUUAAAGAACAUCCAAAUUCAAGAUCUUUCGAAAGGUUUGGCUUUAAAACCUAUUGUGUUGAUGGCGUGCGCAAACAUGUUUACGGAAUAUAUGUGUUCAACCAGUUUUGGUUAUAAAGACGACGAAUUCAAUAAAGUCGUUAGGAUAUUCGAUGAGAUUUUUUGGGAAAUAAAUCAAGGAUAUUUGGUGGAUUUCGUUCCGUGGUUAUUACCUUUUUAUACUGGGCAUAUGAAUAAAUUGUCGAAUUGGGCGGCGGAAAUAAGGAAAUUUAUUCUAAAAAGGAUUGUUGAUGAUCAUAACAAAGAUUUAGAUGAAAACAUGGAGCCAAGGGAUUUUACUGAUGCGCUGCUUUUACAUUUAAAAAGUGAUCCGACGAUGAACUGGCAACAUAUUAUUUUUGAGCUUGAAGAUUUUUUGGGCGGUCACUCAGCAAUUGGGAACUUGGUAAUGGUCGUUUUGGCCGAAGUCGUUAAAAACAACGACGAUGUACAAAUCCGGAUCCAAGAAGAAGUUGAUUCGGUGACCAAAAACGAAAGACCGGUGAAUUUAUUCGAUAAGGAGUUGAUGCCAUAUACAGAGGCAACCAUUUGGGAAACUUUAAGAGUGGCCUCGAGUCCAAUCGUACCACACGUGGCUACGGUCGACACCGAAAUCGGCGAUUUUUCAAUCGCUAAAGACACAGUUGUUUUUAUUAAUAAUUACACGUUGAAUAUGGGGGCUGAUUAUUGGUCGCAACCAGAAAAGUUUAAACCGGAAAGAUUCUUAUCAAACGGAAAAGUGUCAAAACCGGCACAUUUCAUUCCGUUUAGUACAGGGAGGAGGACUUGUAUCGGACAAAAACUUGUCCAGUGCUUCACGUUCGUCAUUUUGUCGAAUAUCUUUCAGAGGUACGAUGUACGGAGAUCGGGCUCGUUAAGCGUUUUGCCCGGUUGCGUUGCGGUCCCGCCUGAUUGCUUCAAAUUAACGCUCAAGAAGAGGAGGAAUAAAGACUGAUUUAUCGCGAAGGACGCGCCGCCGGAGGAGUAGCAGCCGCCGCGCCGCCUCCGUCCUCACGGAAUUCGUCUCGGCGACGACAACGCCACAUACACGCACACGCGUUCGCCUUCGCCUUCGGGGUGUUUCAAUGUCAAUCGGUCAAGGUCACAAGAGAACUUCUCUUACAUUUUACAUUACAUUUUAUUAUUACGAUAAAACUAAAAAAGAAUUAAUUAAACACGAUUUUGAAUAUGAUUGAUGUUAACCCCCCGAUUUUUAUACGUAACACAAAAAUUUGUUGUUAACUAUUUAUACACAAGCGUUUUUUUUUUAUUUUAAGAAAAAAACUGAGGUAUAUUGUUUAUUAUUAUUAUUUUUUUGUAGUUUUUAGUGCGGUAUUUAGGUGGUAAUUAUGAGAAUAUCAGACUGACUAAGAUUUACUGUUAAGGAAAAAUAUAAAUAAAUAAAACAAAAAUAUACCCAAUUUAUUUUUAAAA
This is a messenger RNA of Onthophagus taurus, 1618 nucleotides long. The record is from RefSeq and is a predicted model, not a curated record. Lineage: Eukaryota; Metazoa; Arthropoda; Insecta; Coleoptera; Scarabaeidae.